AUGACUGACAACGUCCCCGCCGCCUCAGAGUCAUCAGGACGAGGUCGUGGUGGUCGCCGCCGCGGUCGCGGAGGGGCUCCAUCGGGCCAGACGGACGGCCCACGCAACGCAGGGGGUGCCGCUAGCAGGGGAUCCAAGCCUCGCGGUCGAGGAGGCAAGGGCACUGGAGGUCGUGAUACCUCACAGGCGGUGGAUGGGUCUCAGGCCAAGGAUACACAGGCUGCGCCAGCUCCAACUGCGACGCUCGGUUCAAAGGCUCUCCCGGCUGCCACCGACGACGCCGAUGACGGGGAGGUGUGCUUCAUCUGUGCUUCGAAGGUCGAACAUACCUCUGUAUCCCCAUGCAAUCACCGGACUUGUCACAUUUGUGCGCUGAGACUACGCGCGCUGUACAAAAACAAGGGUUGUGCGCAUUGUCGUACCGAGUCAAAUUUUGUUAUCUUUACCGACGAUCCCGUUCGACGAUUCGAAGACUUUGAGAAAAAGGAUUUUGCCAGGACGGAUGAUAACCUUGGAGUUCUGUAUGAAAAAGAUGAAAUCUUUGAGGACACUGUCUUGUUACUUCGCUACAACUGCCCCGACGAGGACUGUGAUGUGGCUUGCUUGGGGUGGCCGGAUUUGCAUCGCCAUGUGAAGAGCAAGCAUAAUAAGAUUAUGUGCGACCUUUGCACUCGGAACAAAAAGGUGUUUACCCACGAACAUGUCCUCUUCACGAGAGACGAAUUGCGCAAACACGAAAAGCACGGCGACGACAAACCAGGCGCGAUCAACCAGAGCGGAUUUAAGGGACACCCCGAGUGUGGCUUCUGCCGCCAACGAUUCUAUGGAGAUGAUGAACUCUACGCCCACUGUCGGGAGCGCCACGAACGCUGUCAUAUUUGUGACCGACGCAAUUCCAACCGCCAGCAACAAUACUAUGUCGAUUAUAAUGCCCUUGAAGACCAUUUCCAGCGUGACCAUUUUGUGUGCCUCGACAAGGAGUGUCUGGAGAAGAAAUUCGUGGUGUUCGAGUCCCAAAUGGAUCUUAAAGCACACCAAAUUGAGUCACACCCGGACGGCGUCUCGAAGGAUAUUCGAAGAGAUGCACGGCUAGUCGACCUCUCGGAGUUUGAUAAUAUGCGCAGCCCAUAUCAGCCACAACGUCAACGGCGUGGUGCUGGUCGAGGACGAGACCCCAAUGCUGAGCCAUUACCGGCCUCGAGUGCACAGACAUUAUCGCGCGCUGAGCUUGCUUUUCAACGACAAAUGGACAUUCAGAGCGCGCAGUCCGUUUCAACGCGUAGCUUCGGCGGCCAGCUUACCAGAAAUGAUACUCAAACAGUCCAAGCCCCACCCCGGUCAACCGGUGCUACACCAGUUCCAUCAUCCUCACGCCCUAGACCUCCAGCUGCGGAGCUUGAGAGCCUUAGCCUCGCCGCUGAUCCAGAGCCACUUGGUCCACAAGACCAAGCCCGCAAAAUGCGCCAUAUGGCAGUGGUUGAACGAGCUACUAGUCUCCUCCGCAACGACACAAAUAAGCUUGCCGAAUUUCGCUCCAGAGUGUCCAGUUACCGAACCUCUGCCAUUUCAGCCACCGAGCUCAUCGACGCAUUCUUUUCUCUGUUUGACACAUCCAGCUCUGAUCUGGGCAAGCUCAUCAAGGAACUCGCCGACAUUUAUGAGGAAGACUCCAAGCGUACUGGUCUCUUGCAGGCCUGGAAUGAUUGGCGAGCCAUCAAUGAGGACUACCCUGCCCUGCCAGGUCCCGGUGGACUUUUGCCUGGCAUGUCACCGGGCACCGCUAACACUGGCGGCAGUCGUGUCUUGCGUCUGAAGUCGUCCACAGCCCAGUCCUCGCGGUCCGCUGUUGGCCGGAGUGGUGCUAUGCCGUCACCAUCCUCAAAUCCCUUCCCCCCUCUUGCUGCCUCGGCUGGCCCUUCCACCCGUCGUAACAAACCUGCUGCCUCCACUCCAUGGGCCGCUGCCGCCCCAUCACCUCUUUCCCGCCCAUCUAUUCCUAAUGGACCCGUUCGCUCCUCUUCUUCAGGCCCAUCCACACCUGCUCGUGCCUUGCCGGCUAAGACCAGUGCUGACGCCUUCCCGGCUCUCCCCGCAGCUGCCCGGCCCAACGUGAUGAUGGCCGGCAAGACGCGUGGCUACGUCCGCUGGGACGAUCGUCGUGGGCCAGCCCCGACUGCUUGGGGAUCCAACCCCUCUUCUGGUCUUGCUUCUCCCGCUGAACCGGCCGAUGCAGACUUUGACGAUGACGCUGGUAACGGGUCCAAAAAGGGUAAAAAGAAGAAGGGCAAACAGACCCUUUAUCACUUCGGAUAA
This is a messenger RNA of Penicillium pulvis, 2313 nucleotides long. Its product is annotated as E3 ubiquitin-protein ligase HEL2. Gene Ontology annotation, molecular function: ubiquitin protein ligase activity; ribosome binding. Bases 1 to 2313 code for a protein of 770 amino acids. The transcript has 3 exons. Lineage: Eukaryota; Fungi; Ascomycota; Eurotiomycetes; Eurotiales; Aspergillaceae. Gene Ontology annotation, biological process: rescue of stalled cytosolic ribosome; protein ubiquitination. The record is from RefSeq and is a predicted model, not a curated record.